GAACAACUAUUCAGUUGAGACGUACUGGUAAUACGCUAUACAGUCUAUGGUAACACGGCAUAAGAGGAGACUGUAUUCUCACCUGAAGCAUAGACAACGUUUAACGUGCCAUAGAGCGAAACGGUACUUUUAUGUGCGGUAAUAUCAUGUCAGCACUCCUGCCAGCAAUUGUGCCCGCUGCUUGUAGGGCCACAGCUGCGGUGAUAUUCCUCCAUGGCCUGGGAGACACAGGACAUGGAUGGGCUGAAGCUAUGGCCGGGAUCCGGACACCUUAUGUCAAGUACAUUUGCCCUCAUGCACCUGUAAUGCCCGUCACUCUCAACAUGAACAUGGCAAUGCCUUCCUGGUUUGACAUAGUUAGUCUUAAUCCUCAUGCCGAAGAAGAUGAUACUGGAAUUAAAAGAGCUGCUGAAAGCAUCAAAGCACUGAUUGAUCAAGAAGUUAAGAAUGGUAUUCCAUCUCAUAGAAUUGUGUUGGGAGGGUUCUCUCAGGGUGGAGCCCUGUCUCUCUACACUGCUUUGACAACUCAUCAAAAGCUGGCUGGUGUUGUUGCUCUCAGCUGCUGGUUGCCCCUCAGGAACUCCCUAUCACAGUCAAUGAUAAGCAGUAAUAAGGACAUAUCGGUGCUGCAGUGUCAUGGUGAAGCAGAUCCUCUUGUUCCUUUUACUAUUGGCUGUCUCACUGUACAGAAACUCAAAGUCAUGCUGAAUCCCUCCAAUAUCACUUUUAAAACAUAUCCUAUAAUGCCUCACAGUGCAUGUCUCGAGGAAAUGAUGGACAUCAAGCAAUUUAUUGAGAAGCAGCUCCCCGAAAUCAAUAAAUCAAUCAUUUAAACUGUAAUUGGCCAUUUGACAAAAGAAGUACACAAAUAAAGUUCUUACCUUCUUAGAGUACUUAAGUUAAUAUAUAAAAAAUAUACUGAAUCAAACUGAA
This is a messenger RNA of Carassius carassius (crucian carp), 933 nucleotides long. RefSeq names its product lysophospholipase 1 (gene lypla1). Gene Ontology annotation, cellular component: cytoplasm. NCBI's taxonomy places the organism in Eukaryota, Metazoa, Chordata, Actinopteri, Cypriniformes, Cyprinidae. Bases 132 to 833 code for a protein of 233 amino acids. The transcript is spliced from 10 exons. Gene Ontology annotation, molecular function: carboxylic ester hydrolase activity; palmitoyl-(protein) hydrolase activity. The record is from RefSeq and is a predicted model, not a curated record. Gene Ontology annotation, biological process: protein depalmitoylation.